AUGCAACCCAGCAGUUCCAGAAGGCUGCUAUCUCCAGCAGGUUCUGUUACCGCCGUCAAAACCCACGACAACUCUCAACAUGUGGACUAUCUCGAGAUGACCACCACAGCUCAGACAUUGCCUCUCUCGGAAGCCAAUAGCCCGAAAAUGUCCCUGUUCGCUGUUGUGCGACAGAACCCGCGUUUAUCGUUGCUGAGCUUUUGGCUGAUGCUCAUCUUCCUGCUCUACGGAGCCGUCUUUGGUGUCUCCCAGGAGACCUCCGUCACCGGCUUCAUCAUUCCCACCUCUUGGCUCUCCAUUUGGUCCGUCUCCGGCCCCCUCGGUAACAUGAUGGGCGCCUUCAUCAGCGGCUGGCUGCAGGAAAAAAUCGGCCGUCGUCCCAUCCUUGGCCUCUUUGGCGUCAUCCAAGCUGCUACCGUUGCCAUAUGCUACAUCGCUGAUCAGGCUCCCAGCGACAACGGCCGCCGCGGCCUCUACUUUGUUGGCAAGUUUACGCAAGGCAUUGCUGUGGGAUCCAUACUCUGCGUCGCCCAGACGUAUGUGUCCGAGGUCCUUCCACCUCUGCUGCGUGGGCCGAUGCUGGCUUGGCCGUCCGUCUUUACGGUCCUUGGGGAGAUUAUCGGCGCUCUGGUCAUCCGGUCGCGCGUGGAUGUCGCCGGUCCCGAGUCGUACCGAGUCCCCAUCGCCGGACAGUGGGCCUUUUCCGCCAUCCCCGUACUAUUGGUGGUAUUCCUGCCCGAGAGUCCUGCCUGGCUUCUCCGCCAGGGCAAGGAAGACGCUGCCGUGAAGGCCUCUCGCAAGCUCCAAGGCUCCCGCGCGCAAGCCGCCUCCGGGGACCAAGUGAUGGUUUACCUUUGCGAGGCCCUUGCUCUUGAGGCCGCCGAGAGCGCAAACCGUCUCGAGCAUUCUUAUCUGGACUGUUUUCGCCCCGCGCACGGCAAUCUCCGUCGCACAGCCAUCGUAAUCUUCACCAAUUUCAUCCCGCAGCUGUUUGGGCUGGCGUUCCUUGGCCACUUGACGUAUGUGCUGGAGGUGACGGGCAUGUCGGCCUCUACAGCGUCGUCGUGGUUUACUGCAGGAGCUGCGCUGAGCUUGGUGACAAAUCUGGCUGCCCUGUGGCUGCUGACCAAGGUGGGAAGGCGAUUUAUGCUGCUGUCGACGCUGGGCUUCAUAUGGCUCAUGUGGUUGAUGGCGGGCAUUGCCGGUGUCCUCAAUAGUGUCGCAUCUAGUUGGGUUCUAGCUAUCGCGGCAACCCUUCUCAAUGCCGCUGCUUGCCUGGGCGCGUGGCCCGUCUCCAACAUUGUCGCUGCCGAAGUCUCCAGCUUAAGCCUCCGUGCCCAGACCCAGGGCAUCAGCGUCUUUGUGCAUUCUGCCGUCACCGUCGUUUUUUCAUCCUUUAUACCCUAUCUGUACAACUCGACUGCUGCCAAUCUCGGCGGCAAGAUCGGUUUCAUCUAUGUCGGCUUCGUUACUAUUGCCAUUGUGGUAUCCUGGUGGAUUAUACCGGAUAUGAAGGAUCGCACGCCAGCCGAGAUUGAUGAGAUGUUUGAGAUUGGGCUGCCAGCGAGAAAGUUUAAGCAAUAUUCCUCUCUCGAUGUGGAUGGGAAAUUGGUACGCGUGGAGCGUUAA
Messenger RNA from Trichoderma gamsii, 1629 nucleotides. RefSeq lists its product as hypothetical. Gene Ontology annotation, biological process: carbohydrate transport; transmembrane transport. The transcript has 3 exons. Bases 1 to 1629 code for a protein of 542 amino acids. Gene Ontology annotation, molecular function: carbohydrate:proton symporter activity. Gene Ontology annotation, cellular component: membrane. Lineage: Eukaryota; Fungi; Ascomycota; Sordariomycetes; Hypocreales; Hypocreaceae. The record is from RefSeq and is a predicted model, not a curated record.